UGGACAUUUAAACUUUAAAGCUCCACACGGGAGAGACAGCUGUGUGUGUAAGUGUGUGCCUGUGUCCGUGUGGGUCAACGCGUCUCUCCUGCCCAGACAAGUUAUUUGGCUCUGAAGGAAUACACUCUAUAAGCCUUAUUAUUUCUUUCCAAACACGUCAGGGCUCUCGCUGGAGAAUUAAGUCCAAAAUGGGGGCAUAUAUUGCCAAGAUGCUCAUGCCCAUGAUCAGCAGCCUGGUGUACUUUCCUCUGAUCAGCAUCGCCACCAAGAGGGGAUUUCACAUGGAGGCUAUGGUCUACUUCUUCACCAUGUUCUUCACAGUGAUCUUGCAUGCCUGUGAUGGACCGGGCCUGUCCAUUAUUUGUUUCAUGAAAUAUGAAAUUCUGGAGUACUUCACCAUUUACGGCACAGCCAUCUCCAUGUGGGUCACUCUGCUAGCACUGGGUGACUUUGAUGAGCCCAAGCGCUCCACUCUGAACAUGUUUGGAGUUCUGACUACUGCAGUGAGGAUAUACCAGGACCGCUUGGGCUACGGUGUCUAUUCAGGCCCGAUAGGAACAGCUGUGCUCCUAAUCACAGUUAAAUGGUUGCAGCAGAUGAAAGAGAAGAGGUGCCUGUACCCAGAGAAGAGUGUUUACACACAACAGGUGGGCCCAGGAUGCUGCUUUGGAGCCCUUGCCUUGAUGCUGCGCUUCUACUUUGAGGAAUGGGAAUAUGCCUACGUCCACAGUUUCUACCACUUGUCCCUCGUUGUGUCCUUUGUCCUUCUGCUCCCAAAGAAGAAUCGCUACGCGGGAACAGGACGCAACGCCGCCAAACUCAAAUGCUACACCCUCUGCUGCUGCGUAUGACACAACUCCUUAUCUUACCAAAGCUGUAGAGGUGAUCCUUGCUUUAAAUGCUCAUGAGUCCAAGGGACAUGGAUCAUUAUAGUCUCUCCAGAGGACAUUUAGGUUGUGCUGGGUAGCCCAGUGAACCCUCAUGUCAUUACGAUAUCAACAGCUAACUCACUUGAACAUGCCAAAUCCAGGCCUAUACCAAUCCCCUGACUCUGUUCUGUUUUGAUCACAGGUAACCCAACCUGCGGCGGGAAAAAACAAUAAAAAGGAUAAAGUCGAGAAGACCAUUUGGAAAGAGCCCACGCAAAAGUCUUGGAUAAAGACAAGCAGUUCUGAGCUCCCACUACACGCCCCUGCGGUGGGGAAAAACAAUAAAAAGGAUAAAGUCGAGAAGACCAUUUGGAAAGUGCCCACGCAAAAGUCUUGGAUAAACACAAGCAGUUCUGGGCUCCCACUACUCGCCCCUGCGGCGGGAAAAAACAAUAAAAAGGAUAAAGUCGAGAAGACCAUUUGGAAAGUGCCCACGCAAAAGUCUUGGAUAAAGACAAGCAGUUCUGGGCUCCCACUACACGCAACCAUCUUAUAACGUGGACGUUUGUGGGAGUAAGAACUACCCUCCAGAUCAGAAGAUUUUUACCUCAGGACUGCUAGAAAGAGGUUAAAUGCAGAAAACUGUAAGGAACUGAGAAAAUGUCUCAGUGCCCAGGUAUACUAGAUAGCGCAGAGGGUCCCCAAACAACAACCUAGUAGUCUAGUAAAUCUGCACCUAACCAGGAGCCAUUAAACAAUCUGCUGCUGUGCUCUGUGGGUUUAUUGAUGAAUGGUUUAUUGAAUGAUCCACAACUUGGGACUGGCUUUUAAGAGGAGAGGGAAACGUUAAAUAGGAUUAAAUACUGAGUUCUAAAUUCACCAUCUACUUUGCACCACGGCAGAAUUGCGGAGACAAGUUUUAAAAAGGAGUUUAGAGCAUUAAAACGAAACACAAGUGAAAAAUGUUCUGGUCUUAAAAACAUCAGUAUCUUCAUC
Molecule: messenger RNA, 1865 nt
Organism: Clupea harengus (Atlantic herring)
Lineage: Eukaryota; Metazoa; Chordata; Actinopteri; Clupeiformes; Clupeidae
Gene: mymk
Product: myomaker, myoblast fusion factor
Cellular component (GO): membrane
Source: RefSeq, a predicted model, not a curated record